CGGCUGCGGCACUCCAGGCGGAACUUUCCAGAACGCUCGGUGAAAAGGCGGAGGAGCGGCGGCUGCCCGAGCUGCGCACGGCAACGCGCUCCUUCCCGCUCCCCCACACCGGCAUCGGCCCUCUCACCGCCUGUAGGAAAUGGUGAAAGAAACCACUUAUUAUGAUGUUUUGGGGGUCAAACCCAAUGCCACCCAAGAAGAAUUGAAAAAGGCUUACAGGAAACUGGCUUUGAAGUACCACCCUGAUAAGAAUCCAAAUGAAGGAGAGAAGUUUAAACAGAUUUCUCAAGCUUACGAAGUGCUCUCUGAUGCAAAGAAAAGGGAAUUAUAUGACAAAGGAGGAGAGCAGGCAAUUAAAGAAGGUGGAGCAGGUGGCGGUUUUGGCUCCCCCAUGGACAUCUUUGAUAUGUUUUUUGGAGGAGGAGGCAGGAUGCAGAGGGAAAGGAGAGGUAAAAAUGUUGUGCAUCAACUCACAGUAACCUUAGAAGAUUUAUAUAAUGGUGCAACAAGAAAACUAGCUCUGCAAAAGAAUGUGAUUUGUGACAAAUGUGAAGGCCGGGGUGGUAAGAAAGGAGCAGUAGAGUGCUGUCCCAAUUGCCGAGGUACUGGAAUGCAAAUAAGAAUUCAUCAGAUAGGACCUGGAAUGGUUCAGCAAAUUCAGUCUGUCUGCAUGGAGUGCCAGGGCCAUGGGGAGCGGAUCAGUCCUAAAGAUAGAUGUAAAAGCUGCAAUGGAAGAAAGAUAGUUCGAGAGAAGAAAAUUCUAGAAGUUCAUAUUGACAAAGGCAUGAAAGAUGGCCAGAAGAUAACAUUCCAUGGUGAAGGAGACCAAGAACCAGGACUGGAGCCAGGAGAUAUUAUCAUCGUUUUAGAUCAGAAGGACCAUGCUGUUUUUACCCGACGAGGAGAAGACCUUUUCAUGUGUAUGGACAUACAGCUGGUUGAGGCAUUGUGUGGCUUCCAAAAGCCAAUAUCUACUCUUGACAACCGAACCAUAGUCAUCACUUCUCAUCCAGGUCAGAUUGUCAAGCAUGGAGAUAUCAAGUGUGUGCUAAAUGAAGGCAUGCCAAUUUAUCGUAGACCAUAUGAAAAGGGUCGCCUAAUCAUUGAAUUUAAGGUAAAUUUUCCUGAGAAUGGCUUUCUCUCCCCGGAUAAACUCUCUUUGCUGGAAAAACUCCUACCUGAGAGGAAGGAAGUAGAAGAGACUGAUGAAAUGGACCAGGUAGAACUAGUGGACUUUGAUCCAAAUCAGGAAAGACGGCGCCAUUACAAUGGAGAAGCAUAUGAGGAUGAUGAGCAUCAUCCUCGGGGUGGUGUUCAGUGUCAGACCUCCUAAUGGGGCCAGUGAAUAACACUCACUGCUGGCAUUUUAUUUGCAGUAGUGAUUGAGCGAAGGACUAUAAUCAUAAUAUGCUCACUACUUGCUAUUGUUUGUUUUAAUAUUCAACUAUAGUAGUGUUUUAAAAGUUAAAUGAAGAAUAAACUCGAAUAUAAAAGCUCUGA
Messenger RNA from Physeter macrocephalus (sperm whale), 1500 nucleotides. It is a transcript of the gene DNAJA1, whose product is annotated as DnaJ heat shock protein family (Hsp40) member A1. The record is from RefSeq and is a predicted model, not a curated record. NCBI's taxonomy places the organism in Eukaryota, Metazoa, Chordata, Mammalia, Artiodactyla, Physeteridae. Gene Ontology annotation, molecular function: Hsp70 protein binding; ATP binding. Gene Ontology annotation, cellular component: cytoplasm; cytosol. Bases 140 to 1333 code for a protein of 397 amino acids. Gene Ontology annotation, biological process: response to heat; protein refolding. The transcript has 9 exons.